AAAGAAGGAGAAGAAAAGAAGCCGUGGCUUUAACGACGACAAACGGACAUUAAAGUGUCGGAUUCGCUCAUUAGCUAACAUUUACCGCUAGUUUAUCUGUUUGUUCCGUUUCCUCCGUUUGGAUGAGAAUUGGAGUACAGCAGCAGAUAUGGAGGUGGAGGAGUUGGAGGCCAAAGCUGCAGAGAAGUCCAGGAGGCCCGUAGAAAACAAAAGAAAGACACAGUCUGUCAAAAAAGGAGAUGAUGAAAACUCCUCCGAUUCUCUUAAGCAAGAAACUCCCAGCAAGGCUUCAAGGUGGGAGAACGACUGCAACGCUGUCAACUCCAUCAAAGAGGCGGUGGUGGUUCUGACCAGGCUUCCUGACUAUAAGAUCAGCGCUCUGCGUCCGCCAACACCUCCGCAGUUCUACAGCGAAGACGAGUCCCUCAGCAGCUCGGGUUCAGAUAUGGGGUGGGAGUCGGAGGAAGACUCCAGCGACUCAGACGUACCCGCUUUAAACCACAAACAGAAUCCUUCUGCGUCUGCAUCCAGCAGCAGCGCUUUUGGCCAUUGUUCUCGAGAAACUUCAAAGAUUCCCUCCGCACUGGCAAAAGAGGAAGUCAGGGUAGACAUGAUGGUCCUGGCCAGGAGGAGACCUUUAAAAUGGAAACGAGGGAAGAUGGUGGAGAUAAUUACAAAAGCGGACGGACGGGUGAAAUACAGAGUGAGCUUUGAAGAAAAGGGGAAGUGUGUGGUUUCCGGACACCAUAUUGCCUUUGAUUCCAGGCCGAAGGUGGAGCAGCUGUGCGUGGGCGCCCGAGUGGUGGUGCGCUGUCAAAACAACAAGUUCCGCUUCCGGCCGGGAAUCCUGGCUGAGCUCCCCAGCAGAAAGAACCAGUUCAGGUUUUUGGUCUUCGUAGACGAUCACACACCCGUGUAUGUGGGGCUACCUCUGUUUCAUUUGGUGUGCAGGCCAUUGGAGGACGUUUUGGCGGAUGUUCCUGACGGGCAUCACAAAUGCUUCAUGAAGCAGUACCUGAGGGACUGGCCGUACCCGCGUACCUUCAAGUACGGGCCGGGACAGCACUUCACGGUGGAGCUGAACGGCGAGAUGCAGCGCUGCCAGGUGGCGGCUGUGGACUGCAGCUUGAUUCAGGUCGUUUUUGAGGAGAGCCAGCGCAGAGAGUGGAUCUACAGAGGCUCCAUGCGUCUCCAACACUUUGCACUGUUGGAACCACGAUGGAAGGAAGAGGCAAAUAAUUCCUCUGACUCUGAUUGAAAAAAGAAAAAAAUAUGCAGAAAAUGUUAAAUAGGAAAUAUUAUUUGUAAUAUUUAGUUUCAUCUGUUAUCUCAGAGAUUUAAGCAAAUAGUUCAGCUCCCCAAAACAGUGGUUGUAUUAAUUUAUUGUUUUUUCACAGCUGGGAGGGGAAUGUUUUUUAUUGCUUUAGCUCAAACUUAUGUUUUGUUUGAAUUGAACUGGCUUCCAGGGUGAACCACGCCUUUGCAUGCCAGUGGCUGGGAUAGGCUCCAGCAUCUUAAUGACCCCGAAAGAGUUUAAGCAAGUUUGAAAACUGGAUUUCUUUCUGUUUAAAUGGAAAUCCCUCACGUUUGUGUGAUCAAAUCACAUUGUAAUUAUAUAGCACUUUUCAUACAAAGUUUUCUGUUUUAGGCUUUUAUUUUUUUUUUUGGUCUGUUUCUUUUGCAGGGAAAAGCUUGUGAAAAACAAAUAAAAGGUGGGACAACUCAUCUGAUCAGUGAUGUUUCUAAGUUUAUGGAAAAGUGUGAAGUCGGGAACUGAAAUGUGUGAAUAAAUGUGAUGGAAAGGUG
This is a messenger RNA of Oryzias latipes (Japanese medaka), 1806 nucleotides long. RefSeq names its product histone-lysine N-methyltransferase SETDB1-B. Gene Ontology annotation, biological process: negative regulation of gene expression; heterochromatin organization. Gene Ontology annotation, molecular function: histone H3K9 methyltransferase activity. The record is from RefSeq and is a predicted model, not a curated record. Lineage: Eukaryota; Metazoa; Chordata; Actinopteri; Beloniformes; Adrianichthyidae. Gene Ontology annotation, cellular component: nucleus.